Lacerta agilis (Sand lizard) is the source of this 1703-nucleotide messenger RNA. RefSeq names its product glucosaminyl (N-acetyl) transferase 1 (gene GCNT1). Bases 342 to 1652 code for a protein of 436 amino acids. The record is from RefSeq and is a predicted model, not a curated record. NCBI's taxonomy places the organism in Eukaryota, Metazoa, Chordata, Lepidosauria, Squamata, Lacertidae. Gene Ontology annotation, cellular component: membrane. The transcript is spliced from 2 exons. Gene Ontology annotation, molecular function: beta-1,3-galactosyl-O-glycosyl-glycoprotein beta-1,6-N-acetylglucosaminyltransferase activity.
GAGGAGGUGCAGCGUGGAGCCGGGCGCCUCGCCCUCCUCAGUCCGCAGCACGUCUGGCUCUGGGCUGGCGUCUCUUUAGGAUGCGCGCCACUCGCGGCCGGCUGACUUCGGGGAGGGGUUGCUACCUUUCCCGCGCAACUCGUUUUCUUCUCGCGGGGAGGCUUGCGCUUCCGCCUCUGCACAGAAAGGAAACGAAUCGGACUUAAAUGUGCGCCUUCUCUUCCCGCCGCUGCGAUCCUCCAGGCGCCGAAUGAGCCCCGCGGAACAAGGAACUUCUGAGAAAUGCAGACAGAAGGCUCUGAAGCUGGAUCCUGAUCAUGCGUAUGAAGAAAGUCUCUUAGAUGCAUGGGAGGUUCCAAACACACUCUGAAAUGCUGAGAAGGAAACUUCGUCACUGUCAUAACCUACGCUUCAAGUUUCUGCUGGUGUUGAUUUUUACAGCAGGCACCUUGUCCCUUAUCAAAAUCCACCAGAAGCCAAGCUACAUACAUCAUGGGCGCCUAGAGCUAACUGAUGAAUACCCAAAUAGUAACAUCAACUGCUCCAAGAUAUUGCAGGGAGACCCAGAGGAAAUUCAGAAGGUGAAGUUGGAGCUCUUAACUGUUUCCUUUAAAAAGAGCCUGAAACUAACUCCAAAUGAUUACAUCAACAUGACAACAGACUGCAGCUCCUUUAUUAAGAGGCGAAAGUAUAUUAUACAGCCUCUGAGCAAAGAAGAAGCUGAGUUUCCUAUAGCAUAUUCAAUAGUAAUUUAUCACAAAAUUAAUAUGUUUGAUAGACUUCUGAGAUCGAUUUACGCUCCACAAAACUAUUACUGCAUUCAUGUUGAUAAGAAGUCCCCCGAGUCUUUCUUGGCUGCAGUGAAGGGGAUUGCUUCAUGUUUUGACAAUGUCUUUGUUGCCAGCCAGUUGGAGAGUGUAGUAUAUGCUUCGUGGAGUAGAGUGCAAGCAGACAUCAACUGCAUGAAGGAUCUCUACAGGAGGAGCGCAAGCUGGAAAUACCUGAUCAAUCUUUGUGGUAUGGAUUUUCCUAUCAAGACUAACCAAGAAAUAGUAGAGAAACUAAAAGCUCUCAAGGGUGAAAACAGUUUGGAAACCGAGAAAAUGCCUUCAAACAAGGAGACACGAUGGAAGAAGCAUUAUGAAGUUGUUGAUGGCAAAGUGAAGAAUAUGGGAAUAGACAAACAACGCCCACCUCUCAAUACACCCAUUUUCUCUGGCAGUGCUUACUUUGUUGUUAGCCGGAGGUUUGUUGAAUAUGUCCUAGAGAACAACAAAAUCCUUGCAUUUAUAGAAUGGGCCAAAGACACUUACAGUCCUGAUGAAUACUUGUGGGCUACUAUUCAGCGAAUUCCCGAGGUUCCAGGUGCAGUCUCUGCCAGCGACAAAUAUGAUGUCUCUGACAUGAAUGCUCUUGCCAGGUUUGUUAAGUGGCAUUACUUUGAGGGGGACGUGUCCCGGGGUGCUCCGUACCCACCUUGUAAUGGAAUUCACAUCCGCUCUGUGUGUGUCUUUGGAGUGGGAGACUUGAACUGGAUGCUACGAAAACACCACUUCUUUGCCAACAAGUUUGACACUGACUUUGACCCCUUUGCAGUUCACUGCUUGGAGGAGUAUUUAAGAGACAAAGCACUGUAUCAGCACAGCCAUUAAAGUGCAACCAUCUGCAUGGUACAAACCCUUUCCCUCUGAUAAGGAUGUCAA